Messenger RNA from Puntigrus tetrazona (Sumatra barb), 2261 nucleotides. It is a transcript of the gene asb14a, whose product is annotated as ankyrin repeat and SOCS box containing 14a. Gene Ontology annotation, molecular function: protein binding. Gene Ontology annotation, biological process: intracellular signal transduction. Lineage: Eukaryota; Metazoa; Chordata; Actinopteri; Cypriniformes; Cyprinidae. Gene Ontology annotation, cellular component: cytoplasm. The record is from RefSeq and is a predicted model, not a curated record.
AGUGCGCAGUCAAAGCGAUGCGCCCUAAACAUACUGGAUCGACGCGACACUAGCAGUGCUAAAAAAAAAGCUCGCGUGCCGUUUUCAGUCGCGCGCGCGGCGGACAGUUCGCGCGCAGGUCACCGUGAUCGCGCUCGCGCAGGACUCGUCCGCGAUCGGCACCGCGCGAUGGACCCGGACCCGUCCGGAGGGGGUUCCGACGAGGACGCGGAGACCCAGCGGAUGAUCGAGCAGAGUCUGCUCCAGCGCCGCAAGCACGCGCAGCCCGCGAGCUCUUUCCCCGGUGACCCCGGCAGGAUCGUUCAGAUCACCCCCGAGAGAGAGAAGAUAUUCAAUGCAAUAAAGCACGCCGAUGAAAAGUCCCUCCGUGAGCUGGCUGUCCAUCGGCGGGCUUUCUCUGAAGAAGACGCCGCAGGCUACAUCCCUUUACACGAGGCUGCGAUACAGAGCAACCAGAACAUCCUGGAGAUCACGUUCAACGCCUCUCCUGAGGACGCCAAGCACAGGCCGACGGCGGGAAAGACGGCUCUCUUCUCGGCGGUGGAGAAAGGUCUUUUGGACAACGCUUGUUUCCUGCUGGACCGCGGGAGCAGCCCGGACGCGCUGGAUAAAGAGGAAGACUCGCCUCUCGUUGUAGCCGUGAGAAACGGCCACUACGACAUGACCAAGCUCCUGCUGAACUCCAGCGCCAGAGUUAACCAGGAGGGGGCGAACCGCAGGACGGCCCUGCAUGAAGCCGCCCGGCUCGGCCUGCAGGACUUCGUGGAUCUGCUGCUGAAGCACGGAGCUCAUCCCGACCCCAGGAGCUCCUACGGCCUGACGCCGCUAGCGUUAGCCGCGCAGGCCGGACACCUGGAGGUCACCCGCACGCUGCUCCGGAGAGGCGCUGAUGUGGAGUCUCAGGCUCAGGAUUGUGCUACAAUAUUAUUUGAGGCGUCAGCUUCAGGAAACCCUGAGGUCAUCUCGUUACUGCUGGAGCACGGGGCUGAUGCCAACAUCCCCAAACACACGGGACACCUGCCCAUCCACCGAGUGGCCCACCGCGGACACCAGAAGGCUCUGGCUCUGCUGAUCCCGGUGACGUCGUGGGACGCGGUGGACGACAGCGGGAUCAGUCCUCUUCACUCGGCGGCGGCCGGAGGACACACUCGGUGUCUGGAGAUGCUUCUCGAAGCUCAUUACGACCCUAACUUCAUGCUGCACCCGUGGGUGCGCCGCAGCUAUGACGACAAGCGGCAGUCGGCGCUCUACUUCGCCGUCUCCAACGACGACGUGGCCUCCGCCCGGGUGCUGCUGGAGGCCGGAGCGAUGCCCAACCAGGACCCCGUCAAGUGCCUGCAGGUGGCGCUGCGGAUGGGCAACCCCGAGCUCAUCGGCCUGCUGCUCCGCCACGGAGCCAACGUCAAUUACUACUGCCGAGUGAACACCACCCACUUCCCGUCGGCCUUGCAGUACGCUCUGAAGGACGAGGUGGUGCUGCGGAUGCUGUGUAACUACGGCUACGACGUGGAGCGAUGCUUCGACUGCCCGUACGGAGAGGGGUCGCACGUCCCGCGCGGUUACGAGGGCUGGACGGACUCCGUCAUCAAAGACUCGCUGUUCUGUGAGGUCAUCUCUGUGUCGUGGCUCAAGCAUCUCUCGGGAAGCAUGGUCUGCAUCAUGCUGGAUUACGUCGAUCACGUGACCUUUUGCUCCAAACUGAAGGCUGCGCUCAUGGAGCAGAGACAGUGGCCUGAAAUCUGCAAAAUACAAGAGAACGUUCGCUGUCUGCAGCAUCUCUGUCGGCUGAAGAUCAGGGCUUGUUUGGGUCGGUUGCGUCUCAGAGCGCCGAUCUUCAUGAGCUUCCUUCCAUUACCAGACCGACUGAAGCAAUACGUCCUGUACAAAGAAUAUGAUCUCUACGCUCAGAAGUGCCAAGCUCAGCGCAAAUAAACCGGAACACACACCCGUAGAAACACACAGUUACUGCUCAGCGCAAGUAUAAGAGACGAUGUGCAUAUUCUUUAAAUACGGUUAAUAUGAAAUUAUUACAGUCUUAAUGUUAACAGAUAUGUAUAAAACAUAUGCUCCAAUACAUAAAGAAAUAUUUGUUUUAAUAAAAUAAAGCCAUUAAUAUAAUUGUUUAUGAAGAAAAAAAAAUUGUGUAUAUGGAAAUAACUUUUAGGAGGCUUAAGUUUUUAUUUUAUUUUUUUUUAACAAAUUGAAAUAAAUUAAAAUAAAUAUUUUGACGAUGUUUAACCUAUAUUAAAAAUCACAAUCAA